AUGGUGACUAGUUUUGCAAUAAUGAUCAUCAGAUUUUGUAUUCAACUAUUCAGCAUCCUCUUCAACUGCUUCAAGCUAGCUUAUCACCAUUUCAAAUGGUUCUUGGAAUUUCUUACCUACAGCCCAUUUUACAGCCUCCAUGUUCAUCAUCACCAUCUGCCUCCUGAAGAGUCGUUUCAGAUUGUUGCAGAAGAACGGGUCGAGAUAUGGCGUCCUCGUGAAGGAGAAGAAGAAGUGGAUUGUGCAGUGUGUCUGAGCAAGAUUGGUGAAGGAGAUGAAGUUAGGGUUCUGAGAUGUGAACAUGUUUUCCACAGAAAUUGUUUGAAUCAGUGGGUUGGAUUCAGGAACUUCACUUGUCCUCUUUGUAGGGACUUUCUGGGUUCUGGGAUUAGAAAUGUUGUUCAUGGUGAUGGAGGAGGAACACAUGUGAUUUUCUUUAGGUUUUCUUCGUUCUUUGAGGAUAAUUCUGAGCGUGAGAACUGGUGGCUUCGUCAUGAAAAGGAAGAAUUUCUUUUGCCCGAGUGCUUUGGUCACAGCAUGGAUCAGCUGGCACGUAGUCCUCCUUAG
This is a messenger RNA of Neltuma alba, 567 nucleotides long. RefSeq names its product RING-H2 finger protein ATL14-like. NCBI's taxonomy places the organism in Eukaryota, Viridiplantae, Streptophyta, Magnoliopsida, Fabales, Fabaceae. The transcript is spliced from 2 exons. The record is from RefSeq and is a predicted model, not a curated record. Gene Ontology annotation, biological process: protein ubiquitination. Gene Ontology annotation, molecular function: ubiquitin protein ligase activity. Bases 1 to 567 code for a protein of 188 amino acids.